AUGGAGGUUAUGCCCAAGAAAGGAGGCACGACGAUGGUCAAGAAUGAGAAGGAUGAGCUGAUACCGACUAGGACAAUUCCUAUUGCACUUGAGGACCAAGAGAAAACCACUUUCACUUGCCCCUAUGAUACGUUCGCAUAUAGGAGGAUGCCAUUCCGUUUGUGCAAUGCACCUGCUAAUUCCCAAAGGUGUAUGAUGGCAAUCUUCCAUGAUAUGAUUGAAGAGUCUAUGGAGGUGUUCAUGGAUGACUUCUCUGCUUUUGAGUUACUUAAGGAGAAGCUAACUACAACCCAUGUUAUGGUUUCGCCUAAUUGGGGGCUACCUUUUGAGCUAAUGUAUGAUGCUAGUAAUAUUACAGUUAGAGCUGUUUUAGGACAGAGGCUUGACAAGAAGUUCCAACCAAUCUAUUAUGCUAGCAAGACAUUGACAGAUGCCUAG
Messenger RNA from Ricinus communis (castor bean), 438 nucleotides. RefSeq lists its product as uncharacterized. The coding region runs from base 1 to 438 and encodes 145 amino acids. The transcript has 4 exons. The record is from RefSeq and is a predicted model, not a curated record. Lineage: Eukaryota; Viridiplantae; Streptophyta; Magnoliopsida; Malpighiales; Euphorbiaceae.